UAAAACCGAAGAAAUAGGCGUGACAACUAAUUGAAAAACAAAAACAAAAACGGCUAAUCUGUACUACAUUUGGUAUUUAAAUAAAAAUUAAAAAUUGAAUCAACUGUUAUUAUCAUUGCAACUAAAGAAGAAAAAGCUAACAACAACAGUUACAAUAUUAUGAUGAUGAUGAUAUCUGCGCUGAAAAUUGCAGCUCCCUCCCUCCCGCACUUCCAUUCACAUGAUUCAAUUCAUUCAUAUUCCUUCCACUCUCAGAUCUGAUUCACUCUCUUUCUCUCUCAUUCAUUCAACCUUUCUCUCUCUCUCUACUCCCACCAGACGGCUGAUUAGUUCAUGGCAAAGUCGAGGCAAAAAUCGUCAAACCAGGAUUCUUCACUGUCGCCUACUGCUGCAAGAUCAAGGGAGUGGGAUGGUCCAUCUAGAUGGGCAGACUACCUUGGAACGGAUGCUGCUUCUCCACUGUCUUCUACCAGUUCCAGGAAUUUCGGUCAUGACGGGCAGUCUCAGGGCUCUACGCCGUCUCAACCCCACAAGGGUCUUAACAUGCAGUGGGUUGUGCAGCUCACUGAUGUUGCCGAGGGUCUUAUGGCUAAGAUGUAUAGGUUAAAUCAACUUUUGGAUUAUCCGGACCCCAUCAAUCAUGUAUUUUCGGAUGGGUUUUGGAAAGCUGGGGUAUUCCCCAACCAUCCUAGAAUCUGUGUUUUGCUCUCCAAGAAAUUUCCAGAACACUUCAGCAAGUUGCAACUAGAACGUAUAGAUAAGAUGGCUUGGGACUCGAUGCAAGAUCAUGCAGAACUUCAUUUACAGAGCUUGGAACCAUGGGUGCAGCUACUUCUUGACUUGAUGGUGUUCCGUGAACAAGCCCUACGACUUAUUUUGGAUCUAAGUAGUACAGUAAUUACCUUGUUGCCCCAUCAGAAUUCUCUUAUACUGCAUGCAUUUAUGGAUCUCUUCUGCUCAUUUGUACGGGUUAACCUUUUCUCCGAGAAGAUGCCAAGAAAGAUGUUGCUUCUGACCUAUAACCUUCUACAUGCAAUGUCAAGAAAUGAGCGGGAUUGUGAUUUUUAUCAUCGCUUGGUACAGUUCAUAGACUCUUAUGAUCCACCACUAAAAGGCUUACAGGAAGACCUAAAUUUUGUGAGCCCUCGUAUUGGAGAGGUAUUGGAGGCUGUAGGCCCUAUUAUAUUUCUAUCAACAGACACAAAGAAACUUAGAAAUGAAGGAUUUUUAAGUCCAUAUCAUCCUCGGUAUCCAGACAUACUCACAAAUUCUGCUCAUCCGCUGGUAAUGUUAAUUUUUGUUUUAAACAUAUUGAUAUUAACAUCAAAAAUAAAUAACUGUAAAAUACUGAGUUGCUUCUUUCACUCAACGCUGCAGAGAGCACAAGAUCUUGCAAAUGUAACCGCAUAUCGAGAAUGGGUGUUAUUUGGGUAUCUUGUCUGCCCUGAUGAGCUGCGUCGUGUCACUAGUAUUGAUAUUGCUUUGGUUGUAUUGAAGGAGAAUUUAGUCCUCACAUUAUUCAGAGAUGAGUACAUACUUUUGCAUGAGGAAUAUCAGCUGUACGUUCUACCUCGAAUAUUAGAAUCUAAGAAGAUGGCAAAAUCUGGACGCACAAAGCAGAAAGAGGCAGAUAUGGAAUAUAAUGUUGCAAAGCAGGUUGAGAAAAUGAUAAGUGAAGUGCAUGAACAAGCAUUAUUAUCUUGUGAUGCCAUACAUCGGGAAAGGAGAAUUUUGCUGAAACAAGAAAUAGGGAGAAUGGUGUUGUUUUUUACUGAUCAGCCCAGUCUAUUGGCCCCCAACAUUCAGAUGGUGUUUUCUGCCUUGGCUUUAGCACAAUGUGAAGUGAUCUGGUACUUCCAACAUGUUGGGGUUGCAUCAUCAAAAUCUAAAACUGCUCGUGUGGUGCCAGUGGACAUUGACCCAAAUGACCCAACCAUUGGGUUUCUGUUGGAUGGAAUGGACCAUUUGUGUUGCUUGGUCCGGAAAUACAUUGCAGCGAUUCGAGGUUACUCAUUGUCUUAUCUUUCAUCCAGUGCCGGAAGAAUCCGAUUUUUGCUGGGAACCCCUGGAAUGGUGGCUCUUGACAUAGAUGCUAGCUUGAAAGGACUUCUUCAGCAGAUUGUCCACCACCUUGAACACUUGCCAAAACCUCAGAGUGAAAAUAUAUCUGCUAUCACUUGUGAUCUGUCGGAUUUUCGAAAGGACUGGCUAUCAAUUUUGCUGAUGGUCACGUCUUCGCGUUCAUCUAUAAACAUUAGGCACUUGGAGAAAGCUACAGUUUCCACCGGCAAAGAAGGCUUACUAUCGGAGGGGAAUGCUGCUUACAAUUGGUCCAGAUGCGUGGAUGAAUUGGAAUCCCUACUUUCAAAGCAUGGUAGUCUUAGGAAGCUGUACUUUUACCACCAGCACCUCACAGCUGUUUUUAGAAACACUAUGUUUGGUCCAGAAGGGCGUCCUCAACAUUGCUGUGCAUGGCUUGGGAUUGCUAGUAGUUUUCCAGAGUGUGCAUCUCCCGUUGUUCCAGAAGAGGUUACAAAGUUUGGCAGGGAUGCUGUUCUCUAUGUCGAAUCUCUGAUUGAAUCUAUCAUGGGGGGAUUGGAAGGAUUAAUAAAUAUUCUUGAUUCUGAAGGAGGAUUUGGUGCCCUAGAAAAUCAGCUUCUUCCAGAGCAAGCAGCUUCAUAUCUUAAUUAUGCAUCAAGAGUGUCUAUUCCAUCAUAUAAAUCUCCAAAAGGGACUGCUGGCUUUCCUUUACCUGGACAUGAAAGCUUUCCUGAAAAUAAUAGUUCGAUCAAAAUGUUAGAAGCUGCAAUGCAAAGGUUGACCAAUUUGUGCUCAGUUUUAAAUGAUAUGGAGCCCAUAUGUGUUUUAAACCAUGUCUUUGUUCUGAGAGAGUACAUGAGAGAAUGCGUUCUUGGUAAUUUCAGAAGAAGGUUGCUUGGUGUUUUGAAAACAGAUAAUGAUCUUCAACGGCCUUCUGUUCUGGAAUCACUGAUUCGGAGACAUGUUAGCAUUGUGCAUCUUGCAGAGCAGCACAUCAGCAUGGACAUUACACAGGGUAUUCGUGAAGUUUUGCUUUUAGAAGCCUUUUCAGGACCAGUUUCUUCUCUGCAUUUGUUUGAGAAGCCAAUAGACCAACAUACAGGAUCGGCCACUGAAUCUGUGUGCAAUUGGUAUAUCGAAAAUAUAAUCAAGGAUGUAUCCGGUGCUGGGAUAUUGUUUGUUCCAAUUCAUAAAUGCUUCAGGAGUACAAGGCCUGUUGGUGGAUACUUUGCAGAAUCAGUCACAGAUCUAAGUGAGCUGCAGGCUUUUGUACGUAUUUUUGGUGGCUAUGGAGUAGACAGGCUAGAUAGAAUGCUUAAAGAGCACACUGCUGCACUUUUAAAUUGCAUCGACACCUCAUUGCGAUCAAAUCGUGAUGUGCUAGAAGCAGUUGCUUCUAGUCUUCAUGCUGGUGAUAGAAUUGAAAGAGAAGCUUCUAUGAAGCAAAUAGUUGAUCUGGAAACUGUGAUAGGUUUUUGUAUUCAAGCUGGUCUGGCCCUGGCUUUUGAUAGGCUACUAUCUGAGGCUUCUGGUGCCAUACUCGAAGAAGGCGCCCCCUUGAUAUAUUCACUGUUAACUGGGGUGGUUAAACAUCUACCUGACGGAGUACCAGAAAAGGAAGAGAUCAGGAGAAUGAGAACAGUGGCAAAUACUGCAGGUGUUGUAAGUGACCAUGAUUCCAUUUGGGUAAGAUCAAUUUUAGAGGAUGUUGGUGGUGCAAGUGAUGGUUCAUGGAGCUUGUUACCAUACUUAUUUGCAACAUUCAUGACAUCUAAUAUAUGGUCCACCACGGCAUUUAAUGUUGACACUGAGGGGUUUAGUAAUAACAUCCAUUGCUUGGCAAGAUGCAUUUCUGCAGUGAUUGCUGGAAGUGAGUUUGUUAGAUUGGAACGUGAACAUCAGCAUCGGCAGUCUUUAAACAAUGGGCAUGCCAGUGAGGAAAUGGAUCCUGAAUUAUCAAAUCAUAUGUCAGCUGAAGCAAGCAUCAAUUCCACACUGCAGUUAUUUGUGAAACUCUCUGCAGAGAUGAUACUGGAUUCUUGGAGUGAAACACAGAGAUCUCAUCUUGUAGCACAACUUAUCUUCCUAGACCAACUUUGUGAGAUUUCACCAUACCUUCCACGAAGUUCGCUGGAAACUCAUGUUCCUUAUGCCAUUCUUCGCUCAGUCUACAGUCAAUACUAUGCUGAUACUCCAUCGACUCCAUUGGCAAUACUGAACGCCUCACCGCGACAUUCACCUGCUAUAUCGUUAGCCCAUGCUUCUCCUGUCACGAGGCAUCCUCGCGGGGACUCCACAUCUCCGUAUUAUGGCAAUGAUUCAGGAUACUUUAAAGGAUCAUCAUCACAUAGCCAAGAGCACAUCUAUGAGGCUGAUAUUAGCAGCUUAAGGAACACCCGUCGUUCUGGGCCAUUGGAUUAUGGUGCAAGCCGAAAUAAGGUUAGAUCUGUUGAGGGCUCAGCUUCUGGUAGUACUGGACCCAGUCCACUUCCUAGAUUUGCAGUAUCUAGAUCUGGUCCAUUAGCAUACAAGUAGUAAGUUGUUUGAAAUACCCAAUAUGAUCCGGUAAAUUAUUCACCUCUUUCUAGUAGUGAUCAGUUGUCCGUAACAUAAAUCAUUCAUCAGGUUCCCACAAAAUUUUCGAAAUGUAUAUCACACUGAAGCCUCUCCUUUUGUAAUCCUUAGAUAGUUUAAAUCAAUGCCAUAUGAAGUCCCUGCUGAGUUAAUUAGAACCA
Lathyrus oleraceus (garden pea) is the source of this 4775-nucleotide messenger RNA. RefSeq names its product protein NAP1. The transcript is spliced from 23 exons. Lineage: Eukaryota; Viridiplantae; Streptophyta; Magnoliopsida; Fabales; Fabaceae. Bases 334 to 4575 code for a protein of 1413 amino acids. Gene Ontology annotation, cellular component: SCAR complex. Gene Ontology annotation, biological process: cell projection assembly; cell migration; cell morphogenesis. The record is from RefSeq and is a predicted model, not a curated record.